Molecule: messenger RNA, 897 nt
Organism: Egretta garzetta (little egret)
Lineage: Eukaryota; Metazoa; Chordata; Aves; Pelecaniformes; Ardeidae
Gene: RFNG
Product: RFNG O-fucosylpeptide 3-beta-N-acetylglucosaminyltransferase
Exons: 9
Coding region: 1-897 (298 amino acids)
Biological process (GO): regulation of Notch signaling pathway
Cellular component (GO): membrane
Molecular function (GO): O-fucosylpeptide 3-beta-N-acetylglucosaminyltransferase activity
Source: RefSeq, a predicted model, not a curated record
AUGGCGAAGGGCGGCGGAAGGCCUGCGCGCAAGGGCCGCCCUGGGCCUGCCGGGGGCUCGGCCAGGGAGGGCCUGGAGCUGGAGGACAUCUUCAUCGCGGUGAAGACCACGAGGAAGUACCAUAGGAGCCGGCUGGACUUGCUCCUCCAAACCUGGAUCUCCCAGGCGAGGGGACAGACGUUUAUAUUCACAGACUGGGAGGAUCGGGAGCUACGCCUGAAAGCAGGGGAUCAUAUGAUCAACACCAACUGUUCUGCUGUCCAUACCCGGCAAGCUCUCUGCUGCAAGAUGUCUGUGGAAUAUGAUAAAUUCCUGGAAUCUGGGCAAAAAUGGUUUUGUCAUGUGGACGAUGACAACUAUGUGAACCCUCGGACUCUCCUGCGUCUCUUAUCUGCCUUCUCACACAGCCAGGAUGUCUACGUGGGGCGACCAAGUCUGGACCAUCCCAUUGAAGCAGCUGACCACGUCCAAAGCGAUGGAUCAAAGACAACUGUGAAAUUCUGGUUUGCCACAGGUGGAGCAGGGUUCUGUAUCAGCAGAGGUCUUGCCCUGAAGAUGAGUCCCUGGGCCAGCCUAGGUAACUUCAUCAGUACUGCAGAAAGGGUGCGUCUUCCUGACGACUGCACUAUUGGCUACAUCAUUGAAGGGCUGCUGGAGGUGAAGCUGCUGCACAGCCCGUUGUUCCAUUCCCAUCUGGAAAAUCUGCAGAGACUACAAGGCGAGUCUGUGCUGCAGCAGGUAACCCUAAGUUACGGGGACCCUGAGAACAAGCACAAUGUUGUGAGUGUUGGAGGAGUGUUUGGUGAGGAAGAAUUGUCACUGCCGUUGUCCCCCAUGAACAGCAGCGGCUACGUUGUUCUGCACAGCGGAGAUAAAAGCGUCCCCUGUGGGGGCUGA